GUUUGUUGUGGUGGAGGAGGCCGCUGUGACGGCGAGGCCCGGAGGGGAGAAGGCCAGGCUGUCCCCAUGAGUUCUUCUGUGGAGGAUGUCCAUGAUCCUCUUUGCCUGUGUGGUGCGGGUGAGGGAUGGACUUCCACUCUCUGCCUCCACGGACUUCCACCUAGACCAGGACUUCUUGGAAUGCAGAAAGAGACUAAAGGCUUUGUCAUCCAUUCUGACACGUUAUCCAAAUCGUGGUACAGCCAAAGAACGUGACCUCAGCAUACACUUCCAUUCUUCCGGAGACAUUGCCUGCAUGGGCAUCUGCAGCAGCAGUUACCCAGCUGUCAUGGCGUUUUGCUUUCUGGACGAGCUCCAGUGGGAAUUUGCCACUUCCUGUGAUGCUACCAGUGUGGGCCUGGUGUCCAGACCGUAUGCUUUCCUUGAAUUUGACAAUGUCAUUCAGAAAGUCAAAAGCCGUUUCAAUUACACAAACUGCACUCAGACAAAGUUCAACUUGGAGAGAAUCCAAGAAGAGCUUCGCUUGCAGCCUCCGGCGCUUGUGAAGUUGGAAGAUGCGGAGGUGAUGAAUGGGAUGGUGAACGGCCAUGCAGAGCACCAUGUCGAGACGGCCCCCGCGUACAGAAUGCAACCUGUGUCUGCUGUGGGAAUCUUAUCUCUUGUCCUCAACAUCAUGUGUGGGGCGUUGAAUCUCAUUCGCGGCGUUCACCUUGCGGAGUAUUCGUUUCAGGAAGAUCGCAAAGGAAUUGGAAAUGUAAUAGCAUUUCUUCUCCCUUUUGUAGCCUGCUUUUUAUUGUGCUACCUUUACCUGUUCUACAGCUCAGCCAGGAAGAUAAAGGUCUUUGUACUUUUUGUCACGGUCUCUCUAUGCAACAUCUACCUGUAUGGAUUAAGGAACAUCUGGCAGAUACUUUUCCACAUAGCAGUGGCUUCUCUUUCUUCCCAUCAGAUACUAUCGCGACAAGUUGUGGAGAAGCAGCCAGACUUUGGAGGAGUAUGAAAAAAAAAAACACCCACACACAUGGAAUUCCAUAUGGGGUAUUUUAAAACUUCUGAUUUGACAGGGUGUUGGGUGCUGGUGAAAACCAGCUUGCGUAACGUGGCGGGUUUUUAACUCUGGCUCUCCCAGGAGAAUGGGUUUUUAGCAUAUAUCGGUCAUAGAUUUGUAGGACCGGACAAACAGGCAGAAUCCUCUACGCGUCAGUUCUUAACGCACAUCAUCCAGAGGAGGAUCUGAAUGUCAUGUCUGAAGUGAAGUAUGUCUGGAGACUUUAUCAUGGGUACGGUCUGUAUGUGUGCCUGCCUUUCAGAAGAAGGGCAGGGUGCAGCUGUAAACAAUCAGGAACAAACCAGCUUAACCAGCAACCAAACCGGAACACACAAUCUGGCCCGUAGUAUUUCGCAAGCAGAGAGCAGAAGACACGGUGCAGUUGGCUCUGGGCGACACCAGAGAAUCAGCCCCUGUCCCACCACGGGAGAAGAUGCAACUAAGCCCUGCCUACAGUGAUGGUCGUGGCUGCAUGCCCGCUUGGAAACCUCUGAGGCAAGGCCCCUGAAACCAUGUUCCAUUUGGUCAGACAUCCAUCCACUCAUAGGGCACCGCUGAGUGGUCAGCCUUUGGACUCCUGCUAGUUGAAGACCCUGGUUUUCUUAAUUGAACGGUUUGUGUCUUGUCUGCAAGUCCUUGAAUGGUAAGGCAUGGUUUGCAUGCAUUAGAUGAAUAGUCACGACCGAGUUGAGGACAAAUCCUAAUGUAUGUACUAGAAGUAGUGGGUGGGAAAGGCGUUGUUAACAGUGCCUUUAAGCACCAUAUAGGGUGGAGGCAUACCUUGACCCAUCCUGCUUGGACAUAUCCUAUUCAGCAUUUCAGCUCUGGCCUGGAUGUGGCUAAAGAAGGCCUUGAGGGUGCAGUGGAGCAAUGGAGCGGUCCAUGCUGGCUGUGACCAUCAAGUAAUGCUUUCUGCGCUUGAUGUGCUUAGCCUUGUGCCUCCUUUCCACACACCCUUGCCCACAGCCAUUGGUUUUAUAGGACAAACGGGUGGGCGAACAUCCUGGGAAGAAUGAAUGCCAGGCAAUUGUCUUGCAGAUGGGGAUCAGGUACCCCAAAUGAGCACCUUGACUCCCUGUGCAGGUACACCUUUCAGUUUAACUGGAGAGCUUUAAAUAAGGGCUGGGAUGUGUGUCCGCUGCAAACAGCAGGUCUCGGUGGUGGUGGCGUGCCAUGCCCAGUGCAUCCAUCGAGAUUAAAGACUCCCAGCUGCCCCUUAACAAAAACGUAUUUUCAGUCUUCAUGCUAAGGAGGCAAGCCUAUACCAGUGAAAACUUUGUCUGGCAGGGUUUGGGGAGCAGAGAUAAAUCUUCAUUCCAGCUCUUACUGCCUGCCAAUGUCAGUGCCUCCCCCUGACUUCUUGUUUUGCACUGUUUUGCAACCAAACCUAAAGUUUCUAUUCUUGGGAUUACCUUUUAUGUAGGUUGUUCCCAUCCAAAGUGGUAUUUUUGUUGUUGUUUAACAAAAAUAAUAAAUUGGAUUGGAUUUCUUAGAGCAAAAUCAGAUUUGGCCAUCAGCACGAGGUGGGCAGCAGCCUGCUUGGGUCUGAUUCACUCAGGAGCCGUGAUGCAAGCCGUGGUGCAAGUUUCCUUUCUUUGGCCCGCUGAGUGAAAGGAAACUCCACACACACACACACACACCAUCCUGCCCUACGUAGGCCUGUUUCUUUGAUUCAUGCUUGCUUUUUGUGUGGAAAGCGAGUGCAGUUCUCUUUCCUCGGAAGUGGCCGGCUUUCCAAGGGCUUUCUUUCGUUUCUUUCCUGGUUACCUGGGAGUGCUGAAAUAGGAAUGCGUCUCUCGCACUCUGCACUUCCUGAGGCACGUGCAAAGGGGAAAAAAAACUGCACAGCUCCUUGGCAGCGGGGAAUUCAGUGUAAUGUGUAAAGCUGCCUUUAAAUUGAUCAGCUUUCCCCAUAUUUUGAUCCCUGGGUCUUUUGUCUUCCAAACCACCCUCUGCAUUAAAAACUGGAGGUACACUUUUCUCUUGGGCUUCAAAAGCAUCUCCCAGAACAGUGGCCAAGACCUUUGCCCCUUAUGGGGCCGUUACCAUUGCCUCCGAGUGCCCCACACUCCCCUUUCUUUGGUCAUUCAGGGUUCAUGGAUGGAGUGGUGUUUCUCGGAUUCUCCCAUGCCUGUCCACGGCAGCAGAGGCUACAUCUCAGGAACCCAACACAU
Molecule: messenger RNA, 3222 nt
Organism: Elgaria multicarinata webbii
Lineage: Eukaryota; Metazoa; Chordata; Lepidosauria; Squamata; Anguidae
Gene: SEC22C
Product: SEC22 homolog C, vesicle trafficking protein
Exons: 7
Coding region: 86-1000 (304 amino acids)
Biological process (GO): endoplasmic reticulum to Golgi vesicle-mediated transport
Cellular component (GO): membrane
Source: RefSeq, a predicted model, not a curated record